Molecule: messenger RNA, 1050 nt
Organism: Rotaria sordida
Lineage: Eukaryota; Metazoa; Rotifera; Eurotatoria; Philodinida; Philodinidae
Source: the annotation of a GenBank genome assembly
AUGAACUACGAUCAUUUUCUUUUUGAUAUUGUCUAUACUUAUGUCAAUGGUAGUAAUGAAGAAUAUACUCGAUUGAAAGACUACUGGUUUUCCAUCAACGGACCAGUUUUGGGCAGCGAUCGUGUGCAAGAACGUCAUAGCACUGCAUCAAGUCUAUCGAAAGACAACAAUGAAUUAUGUUUUUCAUUAAGAAGUAUUGAAAAAUAUAUGCCUUCGUUUCGUGGUCAUAUCUAUGUUGUAGCUGAUCAAAUACCUAAUUGGUUAAAUAUUUCAAAAUCACAAUCACAACUCCGAGUAAUCUCAACUCAAAAAAUCAUAGAUCAUAAGUACCUUCCAACAUUUAAUUCUCAUGCUAUCGAAGCCAAUCUUCAUAAAAUUCCACAUUUAAAAGAAUUUUAUCUUUAUUUUAACGAUGAUUACAUAUUCGGACGUCCAGUUUCGAUUGAAGAUUUUUUCCUUCAUGGAAGAUGCCCGGUUAUUUACGGUGAUGAUCGUUUAACAUCGAACACCAAUUUAACAUUAAAUAUUCAUAAAAAAGCAAUGUUGAAUACAAAUUUUUUACUCGACAAUUUGUCGUCCAAUGCAAAUACAAAUGUAAAUAGAAGUGAUCGACACUUCCUUCCGCAUGCUCCACAUCCACUUAGAAAAUCAAUUGCUGAAAAGGUUUGGUUCUCGAAAUUCGCCGAAGUUCAUCGCGAACAAUCAUCACACAGAUUUCGUGACAUGAAUGACGUUCAUCCCACCUAUUUCAUUUCACGAUAUAUGAUUGAACAAGCGAAUGUGUGUGUCGAACAACGACGAAUGAAAAGUGCUUGUCCACCUGAUGGAAUAGAUUUUUGUAAUCAAGUACUUACGAAUAGUUUCAAAAAAGCGAGGCUAUUUUUUAAUGAACUUCGUCAACGAUCACAGAUGCCAAAAUUUCUAAGUAUUAACGAUCGUACACGUGCAAAUUAUACAAAUCAGGGUAGAAUUCAUCAAGAAUUUCGACAUUUUUUAAAAGAAAUGUUUCCACAGAAAAGCAAGUUUGAAUCAAGAGAUUGUACACUGUGA